Messenger RNA from Lagopus leucura (white-tailed ptarmigan), 399 nucleotides. Its product is annotated as glycerol-3-phosphate dehydrogenase 1-like protein. Gene Ontology annotation, biological process: glycerol-3-phosphate catabolic process. Lineage: Eukaryota; Metazoa; Chordata; Aves; Galliformes; Phasianidae. Gene Ontology annotation, cellular component: cytosol; glycerol-3-phosphate dehydrogenase (FAD) complex. The transcript has 3 exons. The annotation marks the transcript as partial. Gene Ontology annotation, molecular function: glycerol-3-phosphate dehydrogenase [NAD(P)+] activity; NAD binding. The record is from RefSeq and is a predicted model, not a curated record.
GUUGCUGUCCCAAACCUUAAUGAAGCUGUACAGGAUGCAGACUUGUUGGUUUUUGUCAUUCCUCAUCAGUUCAUUCAUAAGGUCUGCGAUGAAAUCACAGGACGAGUGCCCAAGAAAGCUCUCGGUAUAACUCUGAUAAAGGGAAUAGAUGAAGGCCCAGAGGGACUGAAACUGAUCUCUGACAUUAUUCGAGAGAAGAUGGGAAUAGACAUCAGUGUGCUGAUGGGAGCAAACAUUGCCAACGAAGUGGCAGCAGAGAAAUUCUGUGAAACCACAAUAGGCAGCAAAAUCUUGGAAAAUGGCCUUCUCUUCAAAGAACUCCUGCAGACUCCAAACUUCCGAAUAACUGUAGUAGAUGAUGCGGACACCGUUGAGCUCUGUGGUGCACUGAAGGUAAGA